Nymphaea colorata (pocket water lily) is the source of this 1719-nucleotide messenger RNA. RefSeq names its product IAA-amino acid hydrolase ILR1-like 5. NCBI's taxonomy places the organism in Eukaryota, Viridiplantae, Streptophyta, Magnoliopsida, Nymphaeales, Nymphaeaceae. Gene Ontology annotation, biological process: auxin metabolic process. Gene Ontology annotation, molecular function: IAA-Ala conjugate hydrolase activity. Gene Ontology annotation, cellular component: endoplasmic reticulum. The record is from RefSeq and is a predicted model, not a curated record. The transcript is spliced from 6 exons. The coding region runs from base 47 to 1381 and encodes 444 amino acids.
UGCACUGCUUGGGAGUCACCCCGCAUUUUCUCUCGUUCUCUCUCUCAUGGCUGCUUGCAUCUCCUUUGUUCUCUUCGCCAUCGCCGUGUUCGUUGGUGUUCCUUCCUUCCUCUUCUUCUGCUCAGCAGAUGCCAACCUCUUGUCCGACGAGUCGCCUUACUCCAAGUCUCUUAUGAGUUCGGCAUUCGCUGAAUCCGAGUGGUUGGUGUCGGUGAGGAGGCGGCUCCACGAGAAUCCGGAGACUGCGUUCGAGGAGUACAACACAAGCGCGCUUAUCAGAGGGGAGCUCGACCGUCUCGGCAUACCUUACGACUUCCCGUUCGCGAAGACGGGAGUCGUCGCUAUCAUUGGUUCCGGCGAGUCCCCUGUCGUCGCUCUCCGCGCUGACAUGGACGCAAUCGAUGUGCAAGAAUCAAUUGAAUGGGAGCACAGGAGCAAGGUGGAGGGAAAGAUGCAUGGCUGCGGGCAUGAUGCUCAUACUGCAAUGCUUCUAGGUGCUGCGAAGUUGCUAAACCAACGCAAAGAACAUCUGAAGGGGACUGUGAGGUUGCUGUUUCAGCCUGCUGAAGAAGAUGGUGCAGGGGCAAGUCACAUGAUCAACGACGGUGCACUUGGGGAUGCUGAAGCGAUCUUCGGGAUGCAUAUUGAUCCUUCAUAUCCUUCAGGGACCAUUGCUUCUGUUCCUGGGGAGUUCAUUGCUGCAGUAUGCGCUUUUGAGGCUGAGAUUACGGGAAAAGGGGGCCAUGCCGCGUCUCCCCACUUGAACGUGGACCCCGUUAUUGCCACAUCAUUUGCCAUUUUAGCUCUGCAGCAGCUAACUUCCCGUGAAUCCGACCCUCUUCAUAUUCCGGUGAUAACUGUUACAUUUGUCCAAGGAGGUGAGGCGCUGAAUGCAAUUCCAUCAUCUGUAAAAUUUGGAGGUUCCAUACAGAGUUUUUCCACUGAAUGGCUGCACCAUCUCCGAAAAAGGGUGAAGGAGGUAAUUGAAAAUCAGGCUGCAGUACACCUUUGCAGUGCGACUGUGAUAAUGAAAGAUGAAGUGGGCGAUGAACCAAUCUAUCCUGCAGUUGUAAAUGAUGAGAACUUGCAUUACCAUGUUCAGCAAGUUGGAAACCUGUUGCUUGGUACAGAUCAUAUCUUGCUUGCGAACAAAGUGAUGGUUGGUGAAGACUUUGCUUUCUAUCAGCAGAUGAUCCCUGGCAUACUGUUCAACAUCGGCAUGUGGAACGAAACAAUAGGUUCUGUUUACAUGCCACAUUCUCCUUUGUUCUUUCUUGAUGAGGGGAUUCUUCCUAUUGGUGCCGCAAUGCAUACUGCAGUGGCUGAGCUUUAUUUGAACGGACAUGGGAAGGUGGGACACAGUGAAGUGCUAGAGGCAUAAUCAAACAGCAAUUUUUUACGUGGCAGCACACUGGCCUUAUUGAAUGGGCGGCGGAGAGGCAUGCUUGAUGGGUCUCCGUCCUGUCAAAUUUUUGCAAAUUAAAUUUUCCUGUUGCUCAGUGCAACCUGAUCCGGUUGUGUACGUGGGUUCUCAAGAGGACUGGCAUGACUUAUGUGCUUCAUGAGACGUGCUGCAUAAUACGUCAGUUGCUCGCAACUGGAAAGAAUUGAACAACCCUUCCAUUUUUAUUUGUUGAAAAGAAUUGGCCUUUUCAUGUCCUGUGCCAAGUAGACAUAAUGGUUUAAUGCAUAUGGUCCUUGUGAUGCUCUUUUAAGAAA